UUUCUCCCUUUCCUUGACAUUUGCCAAUGAGAGUUUACUUUCAAGCACGAUAAAUAAUCUGAGCUCUAGAGGUGUACAGUUCGAGCUCUUACACAUAGCUCCCGUCAGAACUGGCUCAGGCCAGUGAGGUAUUGUGUCCAGCUUCUUGCCAGACAUUCAAAAAGGUCCCCUGGUGGUCCCCCCACUGCAAGAUGACCUCACGCAUCGAGAAGACUAUUGCUCGCCAGCAAGAGAAAAUCGCGUCUGGUGCCUACUAUGAAGCUCAUCAACAACUACGAGUCAUCGCCGCCCGGUAUAUCAAACAAGCCAACUACGAUGUGGCAGCAGAGCUUUUAGCUAGUGGUGCUGCUGCUCUUUUGCAAGCUGGCUCCCAGCAGGGUGCUUCAGCUAGCGGUGGAGACCUGGCUGUUAUGCUGGUCGUCGAGGUAUACAUUAAGGCGGGCUGGGGGAUUACCGGAGGCGAUGACGACACUGAGGGACGGGCUCGCAAGAAGCGGUUGAUCGAGCUCCUGCACGCAUUUCCACCCGAGGAACCUACACGGAAACGGUUUAUUCAAGAGAUGAUUGGAUGGAGUGGUCGUUUUGGGCCCUUGGAGAGAGGAGACCCCGAAUUGCAUCAUGCUGCUGGAUCGGUGUACGCCGAGGACAAUGAGCCAUAUGUUGCCGAAAAGCAUCUUAUUUUCGGUACCUCCGAGUCGGCUGAGACCCUAGCGAAACUUGAAUACGAGUGGUAUACUCACGAUGAACCGCAUACAGCGGCAAUCUAUGCAUCUCGUGCCGUGUUCCCAUACCUCCUCAUCGGAAACCUUCGCAACGCCAACAAAGCUUUUCUUAUAUUCACAUCGAAACUUUCUUCUUCGAAUCCAACGCUUGGUGUACAGGAGGUCAGCAGCGCUAGCUCUGAUAUGCGGGUUUUCCCCGCGCUGCCUUUGCUCAAUUUUAUAAGCAUGCUCCUCCUCACGAUCCAGCGCGGUAGUUCGGACCUUUUCAAGCAGUUGACUGCUCAUUAUGCAUCCCACAUCAGAGAGGUUGGCAUCUGGGACGAUGCCCUGGCUCAGCUGGGCGAGCAAUAUUUCGCGAUCAAGGUUCCCAGGCAAAGCAAUCCCCUACUAGACAUGAUGGGAAGCAUGCUCUUUGGGGGUGGUCAAGACGCUGGAUCCCGGACGGCGCCUCAAGGAAGACUGGGUUCGAAAAGGGUCGAGGCGCCCCCAGCAAGUAUGGAGCUUGAUUAAAUGAGGCUGUAGGGAUAUUCCGCAAUGUAAACAAAUGCAGUUCGCACGUAUCAUCAACC
This is a messenger RNA of Aspergillus homomorphus CBS 101889, 1291 nucleotides long. Its product is annotated as protein GET4. Gene Ontology annotation, molecular function: protein binding. The transcript has 4 exons. Gene Ontology annotation, biological process: protein insertion into ER membrane. The record is from RefSeq and is a predicted model, not a curated record. The coding region runs from base 192 to 1232 and encodes 346 amino acids. NCBI's taxonomy places the organism in Eukaryota, Fungi, Ascomycota, Eurotiomycetes, Eurotiales, Aspergillaceae. Gene Ontology annotation, cellular component: cytosol; TRC complex.